Molecule: messenger RNA, 1020 nt
Organism: Cicer arietinum (chickpea)
Lineage: Eukaryota; Viridiplantae; Streptophyta; Magnoliopsida; Fabales; Fabaceae
Product: glyoxylase I 4-like
Source: RefSeq, a predicted model, not a curated record
UUAGCAUGACAAUAUAAAGUGCACCAUUUCAUUGUGUUUUCUUUGAUCAAAAGAAUCUUCCACGAAGGUUCCUAGAUGGUAACCAAAUUCAUGCUUUAUAAUAAGAACCAUCUUUGAUUAUGAAAUUCACUGCAAAGUAGAAAGUUGAGGUGAAUGCACAUGCUAGCUUCAUUGAAAGAACAAGAGUGGAAAAUGGAGAUUGAAGAAAUUUGUGAAACACAAGCACUUCCAUUGCUUUCAUUGAAUCAUGUGUCUCUCUUGUGCAGCUCAGUGUUGGAUUCCAUGAAAUUUUAUGAAGAGGUUUUGGGCUUUGUUCCUAUCAAACGACCAUCUUCUUUCAAAUUCAAUGGAGCCUGGUUUUAUAAUUAUGGUAUUGGAAUACAUUUGAUUCAGAAUCCAGAAAUAGAUGAAUUUGAUACCUACAUAAAUGAAUCCAGGCCUAUUAAUCCCAAGGAUAAUCAUAUCUCAUUUCAGUGUACGGACGUUGAACUUGUUAAGAAGAGAUUAGAAGAAAAGGGUAUGAAGUAUGUUACAGCUGUUGUAGAUGAAGGAGGAAUCCAAGUGGAUCAAGUGUUUUUUCAUGACCCUGAUGGCUACAUGAUUGAACUUUGCAAUUGUGAAAAUAUUCCAAUAAUUCCUGUUUCUUCAUGCUCUUUUAAGCCAAGAAGCCAUAGCUUUAAAAGGGCUUCUUCCAAGUGUGGAUUCAUGGAGAAUGUUAUGAUGGAAAGCUUGAGCAUGGACAUGAUGAACUUCUCCUUUUAAAAUUGUCUUUCACUUUUAAUAAAAUGGUAAAAGUGAAGAAUAUUAAUUAUACUUUUUUUUUGUUAUAAGAUAAAAAAGGUUUGUUCAUCAAAACAGAACAAAAAAUAUAUGGCAAGUUGUUAUUGAUAUAUGUUUGGGUAUAUUAAAAAAGUUGUUAGUUAUGGAUAAAUUGUAAGGGUAGAAUGGUCCAAAGAUAAACUGUAUUGUAUUUGUAUGUGGUGUUUAAAAUAAAAUAUGAGCACUCUUAUUUGAAUAUCA